GUCGCGGGCGAUGUCUAGUUUUCUAUAUUUUCAUGCCAAUAUCAUUGCCAGUUGUACGAAUGUAUGAACAGAUUUAACACAAGCACUAUUUUAUGUUGAAAUAUAAUUUAUUUUAUUGCAAUAUAAGUUUUGCUCUUGACUUUGUUUGUGUAAAAUAAUAAUUAUUUAAAUUUUAUGUAUUAUGAACUCUGAGAGCCGAUUAAUCAUUACUUAAACAUUCGCUUAGUUUUGGUUUGUCAUUCUAGAUUAAGCUAGUGUGUCAUUCCCUUAGUGGCCAUUUAGUGAUACUGAAUGCAGUAGCGUUUGCGUUUUAAAACAAAUUUGCGUCUCUAUAUUUGUCUCUUUCUAUCGUCUGGAUGUUAUAUCUUCUUUCGCUUUCAUGUAACGUAUUUCCCUAAAUGUGACGCGUCCUUGAAAAUACUCAGACAUACGAAAAAUUUCUUUUAUAUAUCAUAUUGCGUAUAAUUUAUUUUAGAAGUGCACGUGUUUUUUUUUAUUGAAUUUCACAUAAAAUGUGUACAUAAGUUGUAGAGUAAACAUUUGAAAUGUUAACAUUUGUAUUUUUAUUCCUUAUUGCGUUUGUUAAUUUAAGUAUUGAGGCUGACAAAGAUGACGACUAUCCGAUAGGCGCUACGAUCGGAACCAUAGCAGCUGAAAGAGAUAUAGAAAGAAGAAGAAAUCGUUUAGGACCACUCAGUCGGCCUAAGAAGGCUCUGAGAAUCCGCAAUGAAUUCAUGGUGAAGAACCGAGAGGCGUUACGGAUCAAAGGCGGCAAUGCGACAGACACAAAGAAUUACCCAUACAUGGCUGCCAUCAUUAUAAAUGGCAGAUUGUGGUGUGCAGGCACUAUUAUUGAUGUUAACUGGGUUGUUACAGCUGCACAUUGUCUUAAUUAUGUCCUGCACGUAGCUCCGCUGAAGGCGUUAGGCGAGUUUGUAAAGGUGCGCGUGGGCAGCGCGAUGGCACACGAGGGCGGUGUGCUGGUUGACGUCAUUGGCGCCGUCAGACAUCCCAAGUUCGAAGAGGAACCGGUGCCACAUGCGGAUGUCGCACUUCUCAAACUAUCGGAGAACCUUGAAUUUGAUGAAUAUAUCAGCCUGAUCAAGAUAUACGAUGGCCUUCAGGAGCCGUAUGCCCAAAGUUUUGUCGCUGUUUCUGGAUGGGGUGCCACUAAUGGUGGGGACACUGCAUUCAGAGAUCAGACGCCGGACUUGCUCACUGCGAGGCUCAAAGUGCGAACUAAAAACUACUGCAUCGAUGCAUAUCAGCUCGUAAACGGCUUCCAGUUCACUGCUGACUUCUUCUGUGCAUCACUUAGGAACGGCAGCAGGGACGCUUGUCUUUUUGACGCCGGAGCGCCCGCGAUACAGAGGAACCAGCUGAUGGGUAUCAUGAGCUUCGGCCCCGAGAAGUGUGGACACCCGCACCAGCCUUCCGUCUUCGUCAAAGCUUUCUACUUCAAGGAUUUCGUAUCAACAACGAUAGCGUCAUACAAGACGACUCACGAUCUCGUGGAGGCAAUAAAGGAGAUCGAGCCUGAGAUAGCGGGGCCAGUGGCACGGCCUGUGCCUGAGCCGGAAGGGGAGACUGCCGACAGGCACUACAGUGAAGAGGCGACACCUGCUAUUUAGGAAUAAAUCCAGUUUCCACUAACGCGAAUAAUAACAGAGCAUUGGAUUUGUACUUAAUUAACAUAAAAAUUUAAUACAUUUUAGUCAUAAGGUAAUUUUAUGUACUAACGCCUUAAAAAGGGCAAAAUGUGCAAAUAAAUAAAUUGCCACAAUUGUUGUGGAAAUAAUUGCGUGCAAUUAAUAACUUAAUGAAAAAAGGGUUUACGUAAUCGUGCAAAAUUUAUUUUUAGGAACUUAUAAGUAAACAUAGAGUAAUAAAACAACAGAGUGAACUUAUUAUUUAUUUUAAUACAUAACUACAAGUGGUCACCGUACAUAACGGUGACAAUCAUUGCCAUUUUGGCGAGCUUAAUUUUUGGUAGACUUAAAUUAACACAAAACAUAAUUAAAUUUAACACGCUACUGUGUUGUAUGGGCAUCGGAAUAAAUCACAAAUAAGUAAAAACAUGAUUUUAUACGUUUUUUUUGCAAUAUGUGUAACAAAUUACACGAUUAGACAAUUUUCUUUACUUGCAACAUAUAUAUUAUUUGUAAUUCUCAAAAUCCGAUGUCCAUAGACAAUUACAUAGUGUUUUUAAAUUAAAUUUCGUACACAGAAAAUAGACCACAAAUUAAGCUUAACAAUUCUCCACAAUCAGACAUUAUACGAAAAACUUACCUAAUUAAUGAAAAAAAAAACAAAAAACAUACUUAAUAGACGUCAAAAUAUAAUAAAAUAGAGACAAAAGUAAUAUUAAGCUUACAAUACAGACUUUCCUCACUUAUUACUCUGUUCCAGAAUUAAUACCAAAGCUCUUUCAAAGGCCCCAUUCAUACCAAGUUACAGCAUAUAUUAAAAAAAACUGAAUA
This is a messenger RNA of Papilio xuthus (Asian swallowtail), 2480 nucleotides long. Its product is annotated as trypsin. The transcript is spliced from 7 exons. The record is from RefSeq and is a predicted model, not a curated record. Gene Ontology annotation, molecular function: serine-type endopeptidase activity. Gene Ontology annotation, biological process: proteolysis. Bases 546 to 1631 code for a protein of 361 amino acids. Lineage: Eukaryota; Metazoa; Arthropoda; Insecta; Lepidoptera; Papilionidae.